Molecule: messenger RNA, 2890 nt
Organism: Planococcus citri (citrus mealybug)
Lineage: Eukaryota; Metazoa; Arthropoda; Insecta; Hemiptera; Pseudococcidae
Product: eIF-2-alpha kinase GCN2-like
Exons: 16
Coding region: 175-2670 (831 amino acids)
Biological process (GO): regulation of translational initiation by eIF2 alpha phosphorylation; negative regulation of cytoplasmic translational initiation in response to stress
Cellular component (GO): cytoplasm; cytosol; nucleus
Molecular function (GO): eukaryotic translation initiation factor 2alpha kinase activity; ATP binding
Source: RefSeq, a predicted model, not a curated record
CUGUUGCAGUAUCGAGUCUUUAUUCAAUGUGAACGCGUAUCAACUCUCUGUAAUCCUUUUGUAUUUUCUUGAACGUAUUUUCUAAUUAUUUAGGUUAUGCCAGUUUCGGAUUGUGUACGGUUUAGUUGGCGUUUCGUAUCAUAAUCAAUUUCUUUAUUCUUCAAAUGCCUCAGAAUGAUGGAAGACGAAUCCAUGCGUGAAAUGUAUUCUUCUGCGGACACCGAUCAAACUGAUGAAAGCUCCAGCAGUACGCUGUCUCAAUUCGAUCCCAGUUCUCGACUCAUCAAGGAAUUUGACAUCUUGGGCCAUAUCGGAAGUGGUGCUUUCGCUAAUGUUUAUCAAGUGCGUAAUAAAUUGGACAGCAGUUUGUACGCCAUUAAAAGAAUCAAAUUGAAUCUGAGCAAAAGUGAACAUUUGGAUGAUGGAAAGAUCAGGAAGGAGGUUGAACUGCUAUCGAGACUCAAUCAUCAAAAUGUAGUUCGUUACUAUAACUCUUGGAUAGAAGAUUUAGAGUCUCAUUCGGAAAGUUCCUCAAUCGAUCAAAUAGUGGAUCGUGAAAGCGAAAACGAUUCAUCGAUAGUGUUUGAACGUGGACUUUCAGAUGAAGAAGUUAUUGACGAAAAUAUUAGUUCCGUGACAACUGAUUCAAAUUAUCGUUAUACGUAUAUGUACAUUCAAAUGGAGUUCUGCGAGAAGAGUACUCUGCGAAACGCGAUUGACAACAAAUUAUACCAAGAUCAAGACAGACUUUGGCGGUUGAUUGAACAAACUGUUGAGGGAUUAGCUUACAUACACGAGAAUGGAAUAAUUCACAGAGAUCUGAAACCGGAUAAUAUUUUCAUCGAUGGCAAUGAUCACGUAAAAUUAGGCGAUUUCGGUCUGGCGACGUUAAAUAAUGCUUUACAAGGAGAUACGAAGGCAUCCCAUACUGGAGACGUUGGUACUCCGAUGUACGAUGCUCCUGAAUUGAAAGUAAAUUCCGGUUUGAAAGUUCGUUAUGAUCAGAAAAUCGAUAUGUACAGUUUGGGCAUCAUAUUUUUCGAAAUGUGUUAUCCUCCUUUUCAAACUAGCAUGGAACGUAAAAAAAUGUUGACCGAGUUGAGAGAAAGUCCGGUAAAUAUUCCUAGAUAUACAGAUCGUUCUGUGAACAAGAAACGUGGUUCGAAUCUAUCGCAAGAUUUACUCUGUCCAAAUGAACGACAGACGAAAUUAAUUCGUGAAUUAUUAGAUCAUGACCCGGAAAAACGUCCAAAUUCUAGCGAAGUAUCGAAGAAUGGGUACCUAGUUCUUGAUAAAAUGUGCUUACAUUCCAGUGCCCAACGUAUGGAUCCGAAUACAUCUUUAGAGAACAUAUCGUCGUCUCGAUUAACGUAUCUGGAAGAUUUUGAUUUUCACGACGCAGACGUACGAAGAGCCAAUUUGCUAGAGAUGAUGAUCGAUAAAGCUCGUGAAAUCUUUCGUCUACACGGAGGCAUUUACUCGUCUCCUUGUUUGCCAUCUGAUAAUAUCGAAAAUCCUGCGUCGUUCGAUCACCUGCAAUCGUUCGCUUAUUACCUAGUUGACCAUCCUCGUAUUACUCAUAUGAAACGAUAUACUUUCAAUGAGGUGUCAUGUGAAUCUUCGUUCAUGAAAUCAUCGUUACCGUUCAAGUGUGCGAGAUUUGAUAUUGUCAGUCCUACUUCGAUGAACUUAGCGAUGGAAGCUGAGGCUUUACUGAUAGUCUGCGAAUUCCUGGAACGAUUUUUAGGCUGGAUAGAGAUGGAUGAUUUUGUAAUUCGACUCAAUCACAGCCUAAUGGUACCUCCGGUGAUGAGUUACCUUCAAGAAAGAUGUGGCAAAAAACGCGAUUACAUGGGACGUUUGGUGAAUCCUGAAAUGUCGUGUAUAAACUUCGCAUUAAAAGAAUACGCGUCCCUGCCUUGUAUUCAUGAUAUCGAUAUCGACGAAUGGGAGCAAAUCCAGAAUGAAGAGGUUGAAAAUGGUAGCUCGUUACAGUCUCAUAUUUAUCAUUUGAAACGUCGUGUUUGGCGUUCAAAACGUUUUCAUCGAGUUGCAUUCAACGAUUUGAAAUGUUUGGUUGAUCUCAUGAAAUCAUUGGAGAUAAAGUGCCCAAUAGUCAUUGCACCUAGUCUGAUGAAAAAUCAUCGUUAUUCGAAAAUCAUGUUUCAAGUGGUUCGCAAAGACAGUGUCAAUUAUGGAGGAUUGAAGAAUGAAGUGAUGGCAGCUGGCGGACGAUACGAUGAUUUAAUUACCGUUUGCAAGCAAGAUUGCGAAAUCAAGCGUCGAGCUCGACAAUCCGCCGUUGGCCUCACAAUCUACCUUGAUCAAUUCGUCGAUAUGCUAGGACCAGAGAAUAAAUUCUUGUCGAAAUUCGAAGUGCUUGUUUGCUCCGCUAACGCGAAUGAGUUACUAAAAGAGAAGUUGGAUUUGGCCAAGAAGCUAUGGGCAGCUAAAAUUCGCUGUACUGUUUCUUACGUUGAGCAUAAAAGUUUGGAAGAAAUUCAGGGAUAUUGUCGAGAGAUGAAGAUACAUUACAUCCUUUUUCUAGAAAAAACCAAACUGGAUAAAGUUACAUUAUGUUCUCGGAUGCCUGGCGGAAGGUUUCAAAAAAAAAGUUUCGCCGUGAAGGAAGUUGUACCUCAUUUGAAAAAGACAAUCAAAGUCAACUAGAAGCCGGUUAAUUAGCAAUUCGUGCCAUAUUUUAAUUUUUGUGAUUUUUUUCUGUGUUAUUGAAUAGAAGACAGUACGUCUACGUACCUGUGAAUAUUAAUGUACCUACCUAUUGUACUCGUAAGUACACAUGUAUUGAAGUGUUGAUUAUUUUGUGAUACGUUCGUGAAUAAUUUUAUUUUGAAACUUUCGUUUGUUUUUUAAUAAAUGUUUUUCUCGC